This is a messenger RNA of Durotheca rogersii, 4177 nucleotides long. RefSeq names its product kinesin-domain-containing protein. Gene Ontology annotation, molecular function: ATP binding; microtubule binding; plus-end-directed microtubule motor activity. The coding region runs from base 119 to 3688 and encodes 1189 amino acids. Lineage: Eukaryota; Fungi; Ascomycota; Sordariomycetes; Xylariales; Xylariaceae. Gene Ontology annotation, biological process: mitotic spindle assembly; microtubule-based movement. The record is from RefSeq and is a predicted model, not a curated record. Gene Ontology annotation, cellular component: nucleus; spindle microtubule. The transcript has 3 exons.
UUCCGCACGCGCUAUUUACUUGAUUCUCCCUCGCCGUACAACUCGAUUAUCUGUUAUUAUCCUCCGCAGCAGCAGCUUAUAGUAUUCCUCUUAGCUUCGCCGCACCGCGCCAGGAGAGAUGCAGGGCCGCUCUCGAAGGGGCGAGAGGCCCCCUACUAUUCCCAACACUCGGUCUGGUGUCGCUGGACGCGCUGGCGUUCGACCCCCGCCGAACAGGGUAUCGGCCCUUCGCCAUCCCGUCCAUCAUGCUGCCGCGGCCGCGAGGAUCGACCGUACCGCUGCGCCUUCGCCGGCGGAGUCGAUGGUAUCGGUUGCCACUACCGGGACCAAGCGCAAAGAGCGCGAAUUCGAGAUGGAGACCGGCGAAGAGACAAACAUUAACGUUGUUGUACGAUGCCGUGGUCGCAACGAGCGAGAGGUCCGGGAAAAUAGCGCCGUUGUUCUCUACACGGAGGGCGCUAAAGGCAAAUCUGUCGGCCUCUCCAUGGGGCCCAACGCCCUGAGCAACAAAACCUACAACUUCGACCGCGUCUUUUCGCAAGCGGCCGACCAGAGCAUGAUCUACGAUGACGUUGUCAAGCCCAUAUUAGAAGAGAUGCUGGGGGGGUACAAUUGUACGAUAUUCGCCUACGGCCAGACCGGCACUGGCAAGACAUACACCAUGUCGGGGGAUAUGACCGACACCCUCGGCCUCCUUUCCGAUUCGGCCGGAAUCAUCCCCCGCGUCCUACACUCGCUUUUCAACAGGCUCGAUACGGAAGACACGGAGAGCUUGGUCAAAUGCUCCUUCAUCGAGCUGUACAACGAGGAACUGCGAGACCUGAUCUCUGCCGAGGAGAGCACCAAGUUGAAGAUUUACGACGAUGCCUCCCGGAAGGGCCACGCAACCACGGUUGUUCAAGGCAUGGAAGAGUCGUAUAUUAAGAAUGCGGCAGAAGGUAUCAAGCUCCUCCGAGACGGUAGUCUGAAGCGGCAGGUGGCUGCGACCAAGUGCAACGAUCUGAGUAGUCGAAGCCACACGAUAUUCACUAUCACGGCGUGCGUUAAGCGGGCAGGAGAGGAUGGGGAGGACUAUGUCAGCGCCGGAAAGCUGAACCUGGUAGAUCUUGCCGGUAGCGAGAACAUCCAGCGCUCUGGAGCCGAGAACAAAAGGGCGGCAGAAGCCGGCCUGAUCAACAAGAGUUUGCUCACUCUAGGGCGGGUUAUCAAUGCCCUCGUCGACCAUAGUUCACACAUUCCCUACCGAGAGUCAAAGCUCACCCGGCUACUCCAAGACUCCCUGGGUGGUCGCACAAAAACAUGCAUUAUCGCCACCAUUUCACCCGCGAAGAGCAACCUCGAGGAGACGAUAUCGACUCUCGACUAUGCUUUCAGAGCAAAGAAUAUCCGUAACAAGCCUCAAGUCAAUCAGCCCAUCAAUAAGAAGACCCUACUCAGAGAGUUUACACACGAGAUCGAACGACUCAAAAGCGAACUGAUCGCGACGCGCCAACGUAACGGUGUUUACCUACCAAAUGAUAGUUACGAGGAGAUGACAGUCGAGAGCGAAUCUCGUAGAAUCCAGAACGAGGAGCAGGCUGCCAAGAUCGAGACACUCGAAUCUAACCUGCGCAACAAGGGUCAGGAGCUCCUUUCCCUAACCACGAACCUUAUGGGUUUGAAAAAGGACCAUGAAACGACCAAGUCGCAGCUGGACGAGACGAAAGACGUUCUCGAUCAAACCGAGCUCGUGCUCGCCGCCGCCCGCAAGUCUCUCGCCGAGGAAACUCACCUGCGGAAAGCACACCAGAAAACGGAGGCACAGAUUCAAGCCAUUGGCGGAGAACUCAUCACCACCAUCCAGAAGACCGUCAAGGACGUCGGAGGUUUACACGCCAAGAACAGGAGAAAGUCGGAUCUACAAUCGUUGAACCGUACCAACUGGAGGUCAGCCCAAGACCAGGUGUCAGAUGUAACUUCGCUCGUCGAGAGCCGCGUUGAGGAGUUUCGAACCGAACAGCAGCAACACAUGAGGAGCAUUUCAGAGCGAAUGCAUUCCUUCGUCCAAGGGGAACUCGGGAAGCUCUCAGUCACGCAGUCAUUCCUCGACCAGAACCUAGAGCUCUUCGCUCAAUCCAAGAGAGAUCUUGCGGAACAGAGGCAACAGUCGAAGGACGAGAUGGACGAAGUACUCGAGGAGAUCCGAGAAGUUCGCGACCACAUCAAGGAGAGAGUAGGCGAGAGCUUGCAGACCAUCGCAACGGCAGCGGAGAGAAUAGCGGAAGAUGUCCUUAGCGAACUGGGUACGUUUCAUACCCAGCUGCACUCAUCCUACGCGUCGCUGGGCAGGGACUUUAAGUCAAUUUUUGAGGAGCUAUUGAAGCAUAUCGCAUCACAGAAGCAAGAGUCCGAAGAUCUCAGAGAGCAGCUGCAGCGCGCAGGCCAGGAGAUUAUCCAGUCGAACGCCUCCAUCUCGGUACAAGUGCAACAAGUCGUGAACGAGGAACGGCGACAGGCUGCGGAGGAACGGAAAAAGCUGUUGUCACAGAUCUCUGCUCUCAUACACUCCCAAGCAGAACUUCAGGAGUCACGCCUAGCCAGCAAGGCGGCUUCGAUCCAAGAGAGGUUGCAGGAGAACAGCACCGCCUUGGAAGGCGGCAUGGCGCAAUAUUCUCAGGCGCUAGAUGGUUGGAAUCAACGAGAAGCCCAGCUCCUCGACGAAGUGGCCAACUCACGAGAGACCUUGAAGACGAAACUGAAGGAUGAUUGGACUGUCGCAAAUAAGCAUAGCACCUCGAUUCAAGACACGACCAAAUCCGUACACGCUGAAACCGUGCGGGUUGUCGACGAACAGAUGAGGGACCUCGACGAGCAGAUGACGUCGUUGGACGACUUCGUCACUCGUGCCCAUUCGCAAAACACGUUACACCACAACCGAACCUCAAGUUCAAUGCAAAGCCUAUCAAGCACGGUGGAAGGCUCGUAUGCGAACAUCGCCGACCAUUUCCGAGCCACCUAUUCGAGAGUACAGGACCUCGGCUCGGAGAUGGACGCGGAUAUUACAGACGCUCAGACAUGCUUGGAGCCCCUGCCCACGACUCUCUGCCAGCCCCUGUCGGAUCUUCGAGAGGAUAUCAGAGGCACAAUCCUACAAGAGUACCUACCCACAGGAGAAACGCCACAGAAGAGGAACUACGAGUAUCCUACGGAGCUCCCGCAAACAGAAGCGCACGAAACACUUCUGAGGAAGCUGAACAGCACCGCGACACCCAGCAGGGCUAAGGUCUUUGCCGAUGCGGACCCUGCCCUGGCAGAGAACCGCUCGCCCUCGAGGCGUCUCGCCUCGGACAAUUCAUUCCCACUCUCGGACCGGGACCAUAACCCACUUUCCAUGAGUCUGCGUGAGGUACACCCAAAUCUUAACACGACAGGCACACUCUACUUCGACACCCGUACUAAUAUCGCAGUCCACGGAUUUAGCGCUAGCCUCGGCCCGGGUGUGACGGAGGACACGGCUGCAGACGCAGACGGCGAUCAGGCGAUGCCGUUGCUUAAGAAGAGCAGGACCACACGGUCAAAAUCGGGGAGGAGGACGGUGAAUGCGGAGGGACGGGAGAACCUGCCGCUUCUAUCGUCGGUCAUACCUGGGGGUGGCCCAGAGAUCUUUUCGCAGAGCAUCUCUAGGAGAAAGAGCCCGAGACUGAACUAAGAUAACCAGCUACGCAACGGCCGGAUUACCGAAGGCGGUCGCCUUGAGGACAGUGAUAAUUGGCGCAAAUCGUGCCAUGCUACUAAGGGAGGUCAAGAGGUGUCUUAGGUUAUCGGGGUUUGAUUUCAGGGUUCGCGGAUCGAAUGGGGAGUGUGCGGCGCUUUUCUCUCCUUUUUUCCUCCCGUAGGUCUGUUGUUCCAUGGGUUGAUAGGACGCGCGGGAGGGGGUGGGAGGGGGGUUUGUGUGAGUCCUCUGGACCUUACUUAUGGGACGUGUUACUCUCGUGUUAGUUCCAACAGCCUCGUUGGUAUGCUAGAUACCCCUUAUUUUUGGACCAAAAGCAGGAACUCGAUGAUUGAUUUCCGUUCGAUACUGUCUCUAUUCCCCGAUUUGUGUGUUCUGGGGCGCCUGCGUACUGCUCUGCGCCAUCGCCAUAGCAGUGCGGCCCGUGUCUGAUAACUAUAACGCAGAGGUAGAUGAUGUCUAGAC